GUUCAAAGCAUUGGAAAGAACCCCUGCACAUCUUCUUCUUGCCUCUUUGCCAUGUAGUAUAGAUACACACAUCCGCGGCGCCAUAAAGCAGCACUAGUAAGUGGAAUGGUCCAUGGAAGGCUCUUGCUUCACCAGUUUUGUUCCAUUCCCGUCACGUCGAAUUCAGGGAUAAAAGGGGACACGACCUGGUGCUGCGAAUUUCCUUUGUCCCCGCGCUCUAAACACCAUCACAACAUAAAAUAUUGCGGGCGUUUUCUCUCGUCGUAAAUGAUGAAAGAUGCUGACUUCAUGUGCGAGCACUCCUUCGACCGUAGGCAACAGUGGGGUAGAAAAUUCAAAAAUAGUUUUUUUUUGUCUGGCUCUUCUUAUCUUUCCUGGCGGGGGCAUCCCUUAUCGUUCGCGGCGAGACUCUAUACUAUUUCUUUUGGUCUGCUCACCGCCUUUCUGUUCAUUCUCGGUCAGCCUUCAUUGUGUGGCGCUAUCUCCUGCGUUGCUAUCGUCCUCGGCUUCCCUUUGACAGCCAUGUACAUCUUUUUGGUGCGAACAAAUGCGCAUACUGACAAUCAAGCCCUGAAUGGUCGUAGGGUAGCUAUUCUUAGCAACAUAGCUUGAAGUGCUUCAUGGUUAAAGUCCACGAUCUCGCUACAUCGGGUCCGCUUCAACGCGGUGCGUACUCCAUCCUUCACGAGCAGUAUGAGGACAGAGAGUUGACUUGUUUGCCUUUGCCAUGAAUCAUGGAAAACUUCAUUUUUGAGUGCACGCGGUCGUGUGACAGAAUGCAGUGUAUUAUGGGCACUGCCAACCUGCCGCGCCCGAUACUUUGUCAUUUUGGACUUCAGACCUAAACUCCAAAAAUAAGUUUGUAGGCGUUUUGUUUCUAUUUUUGUAGUUUUCUGGAGGGGAUAAACAUGCUCGCGUGUAAGACGCGUCUUCCAUUUCGUAAGCGUUCUGUAUAGCCUCUAGACAUAGAACACCUCUCAACGUAGUCCAUUACCACCAUUGCUCCAGAUCCCUAUUGUAAAAUACAGUCGACAUAUCCUUUCCUAUAGGC
Gamsiella multidivaricata is the source of this 1051-nucleotide messenger RNA. RefSeq lists its product as uncharacterized. The record is from RefSeq and is a predicted model, not a curated record. Lineage: Eukaryota; Fungi; Mortierellomycota; Mortierellomycetes; Mortierellales; Mortierellaceae. The coding region runs from base 268 to 612 and encodes 114 amino acids. The transcript has a single exon.